Exophiala xenobiotica is the source of this 1617-nucleotide messenger RNA. RefSeq lists its product as uncharacterized. NCBI's taxonomy places the organism in Eukaryota, Fungi, Ascomycota, Eurotiomycetes, Chaetothyriales, Herpotrichiellaceae. The record is from RefSeq and is a predicted model, not a curated record. Gene Ontology annotation, biological process: transmembrane transport. The transcript is spliced from 3 exons. Gene Ontology annotation, molecular function: transmembrane transporter activity. Bases 1 to 1617 code for a protein of 538 amino acids.
AUGAGAGACACCAUGAAGGAGAAGACAGGAUCCCCUGUUGAGAAUGGCCUGCCACCAUUGACUGAGAAGGUCGACCAAAGUACCAUGGCACCACCUCCGCCUUCAGCAGAAAAUCUUGUUAUGAGAGAUGGUAUUCGUGUCCAUCCACAACCGACAAGUGAUCCGCUGGAUCCUCUCAACUGGAGCAGCUUUCAGAAGCAUUCCAUCCUUGCCGUCAUCAUGUUGAAGUAUUUCCUGUUCACAUAUCUGACGACAACCACCGUGGCCAGCUUUCCCGACCUGCAGGAGGAGUACAACAUCACGUAUUCGCAGGUCAACUGGACCGUCGCGAUUCCUGCGUUAGGUCUUGCUGUCGGACCUCUGCUUUUCUCGUCACUCGCCGACAUCUUCGGCCGUCGAGUCGUGUUCAUCUUUGGCACUCUGAUGGCUUUUGCUGCAACCAUCGGAGCUGCGAAAGCCCCUGACUACGGAGGUUAUAUGGCUGCACGUUUCUUCCAAGGUUUGGGUGUCUCUCCGGCUUCGACUGUAGGGCUUGCUGCCAUCAACGACAUGUUCUACGAGCACCAGCGAGGCCAGAAGAUUGGUCUGUGGGUGUUGGCCAUUGACUCAGGUCUCCUUGUAGGACCCAUCAUUGGCGGUUUCAUGAACAUCGUUUCUACAGCCUGGGUACAAUGGCUUACAGCCAUCUUGUUCGGCCUGCUCCUCAUCCUCGAACUCUUGUUCAUGCCCGAAACAUUAUAUCCACGCAACCAUAUGCUUUCGCAGCUCCCUAUGGCCACAACCUCCGACGAAGCAGGCGUUGACAUUGAGAAAGUGGGUCGACGACGGAGUGAUGCCGCAGCUGUCAACCUACCGCGGACAAAGAAAUUGCCUUACAUCAACUACAAGCCAGUUCCUGGCAUGCGCCACCCAACAGUGUAUGACUCUAUCCUACGAUUUGGCCUUACGUUCAAGUUCCUCGCCGCCUCGAUCGCCAUAUUUACAUACUGCUUCCUGUGGUACUGGUGGGUUCUCAGUGUCAUCACCAUGUUGCCGGCUGCAUAUGUCGACUACAAGCCUCAAAUCCAAGGUCUUCUAUUCAUAGGCCUCCUCCUGGGCACACUGUUCGCCGAGAUCUUCUUAGGUGGCCAUCUCAGCGACAUUGUCUGCUCUCGCCUUGCGAAACGAAACGGCGGCGUUCGUGUCCCCGAGAUGCGGCUCUGGCUGAUAUACCCAGCAGGCCUGCUCAGUGCCAUUGGCCUGAUAGUCUGGGGCAUCAGCGUUGACAAAGGCUAUCACUGGAUCGUUGGGCAGAUUGCGUUCUUCUUGUUCGCUGCAGGUAUUCAGAUGGGGAACACCGUCGUUUGCGCGUAUGUCGUGGAUUGCUAUCCGCUACAAAGCAUGAGUAUAAUUACAUUCUAUGCUGUGUUUCUCAACUUGUCGGCCUUCAUUGACCCGUUCUUCAUCGCCCCAUGGCAGGCAGGUUCGGGCUGGACCUGGUGCUUUGCUGCCCAGGGCAUCAUCGUGUUCUUUGGCGCGCUACCUGUAUUCGCCUUGCUGCACAAAUAUGGUCCGACCAUAAGGUCCAAGUCAGGCACGCCGAAUUGGGUCAACCCAGAGUUCGACACUUUGUUAUAA